This is a messenger RNA of Pocillopora meandrina, 3240 nucleotides long. NCBI's taxonomy places the organism in Eukaryota, Metazoa, Cnidaria, Anthozoa, Scleractinia, Pocilloporidae. The record is from the annotation of a GenBank genome assembly.
AUGGAAAAAGCUAAAAAUGUCCUGGAAAGAGUUGUUUUGAAUGGAGAUCCGAAUUUAGAUUUGUCUUCUUUGGAUCUUGACUCUUUGCCGUGUGAUAUUCUAUCUAAAACACUCCGUCAUGUCACCAUUUUGAACGUCGAUUACAAUGAUUUGAAAUACUUACCAAACGAGAUUUCUGUCUUAUUUUCAUUGAAAGAACUAUCCGCAACGGGUAACCAGCUGAAAGAACUUCCGUAUGCUAUGGUAGAGCUAAAAAAACUGGAAUCACUUCACCUAAACGAGAACUGCUUACACGAAGUGCCUGCCUUUUUAGCGCAGCUGCAGCAUUUGCAAAUUCUGGACGCCAUUGGCAAUGGAAUCGAAUCCUGGAAGGAGGGACUUGCGGAAUGUCUGUUGGAACUGCGGCUGGAUGAGAAUAACCUGACAACCCUACCCGAGUCUUUCAGUCGUAUGAGGAAUCUAAAGGUAAUGGAGUUGGGAGAUAACAAUCUGACAAGCUUGCCAGAGGAUAUGGGUGCACUGAGCAAGCUAGAAAUCUUAAACUUAAGCCAUAACAACUUGUCUAAUCUACCACACUCACUGGGAGACCUACUUAAUUUAAAGAUGUUUGACCUAAGUGGUAACAAGAUUGAAAAUCUACCAGAAAAAUUUCAUUCUGCCAACACCAUAGAAAAUCUCUUUAUUGACAAUAACUAUCUGAAGUCCUUGCCUGCUUGGUUUGGACAGUUGAGUCACAUCAAGAAUCUAGGAAUAGCGGACAAUGAGUUGUCAGGAAAUCCUCUUCCAGAUUCCUUUGGAACUGCAUCUGGAAAGACAUUGAAAACUCUGGAUCUUUCUGCAAACAACAUCUCAAACUUACCAGAAACUAUAGGGGACUUAAAGAAGCUGGAGAAGCUGAAGCUUGGAAGUACAAUUUGUGAACUGGAAAGAAGGGCAUUUCAAAAUGGAAACUGGCUUUUAACACUGCCAAGUAGCUUUGGAUGGAUGUUGAACCUACAGAAGUUGCAUUUAGACGAGAAUCAGUUAGUGGAGUUGCCAGAAAACUUUGGUUAUCUAGAAAAUUUGGAAUGGGUUGAUUUUGGUCAAAAUCGUCUGCAAAGAUUGCCUCCCUCAUUUUGUUCCCUGUCUAAGCUUUGGUACCUUCAGCUGUCUCAAAACUACCUAAAAACUCUUCCUGAUGAUUUUGGCAAUCUAACUAGUCUGAUUGAAUUAAGGUUGAACAACAACUACCUUACAGAGCUCCCCAGUUCAUUUGCAAAUCUGACUAGACUUCAAACUCUUGAUUUGUUCCACAAUGAACUCACAAAGAUUCCUAAAGAACUGUUGAAUCUUAAGAUGCUCUUGAGACUGGACUUGGAUAAAAAUAAAUUUAAACUGAAAGCAUGGAAAGUUCCAAAGUUGACAAAGCAAGUUAAAUAUCCAGACAGAGAUCCGAGCUUGAAAGAAGACUGGCGUGGAAAGGUGAGGGAGGAUUAUAUCGACACUGGUGAGGUGAAAACUAUUGAGAUACUUAAUGAUGUCAAUGAUACAGGUGAAGAUGACUCUGAUGAGGAUGAUGUUGAUGGCCUAAGUUAUAGUGAAGCAGCUUUAGAAUAUGCCAUGAAAAGAAGUUUGUCAAUUUGGAAGUCACAUGAAGGUGGGUAAUUUCAGAAUUGGCUUUGGAUCAUGUUCAAUUCUCAGAUCUAGAGCUUAUUUGUGCAAAGUCCUGAUCACUUAACCCUUUCACUCCCAAGAUCUCAUCAGUAAUUCUCCUUGCUGUCUGCCAUAUAAUCUUUACAAGGUUACUUUGGAGAAUUUGGUAUUUGAUCUAGUAAAUGUUGUGAUAAUCCCCUCAGUGAUAUCUUCUUAUUAUCAUCCCUUGUCUGCUUGAUAUUGUAAGGAGAAAUUAUGUCUUUGUCGCUCAUGAGAGUUAAAGGGUUAACAGAACUGAAGCAAUGUUUUUAAUUCUAAAUCGUGGGGCAGGUCUUAGCUCAAAAACCUUUCCAUUUAUUUUUGUUUCCUGAUAUCUGUAUUGUUACCCUUAAAUAACUUUUAAUGUGCUCUUUUUGAUUUGGGACAUGGUAAACACAAAACAAUUUUGUAGGACCAGUAACUCCAGGACUUAACCCUUUGACUGCGAAGAUUGACUAGCAUCUAAUUUUUCCUUACAAUAUCACCCCUGAGUCAAACAUUAAGGUCAUGAGAAUAAAGGAAAUGAUCAGCAACUAAAGAAGCUCUUGAACGUUCAACAAAUUCUCCUUGUCAGCACCUUGGGAACUGUAUAGAGAACAGUAUGGAGAAUAUGCAUACUGAUGUUAGGGUGUAAAGGAUUAUGGGAAAUGAGCUUCUGAUAUCACCUGUAGAGCCUCUAUAUCCCACACAUUCCUCUCCUGUAUCCCUUCAUCCUUCUUCUUUUGUCCAAUCUGUCCCCCAGCCCCACCUCCCUCUUUACCUUUGAGGCAUUUUAUCCACUUAUUAAAUUAUUAAAAUUAACCUUUUUUUUAUCUUUGCAACAGGCCCAGAUGAGAGAGAGGUUCAUGAUAGAGAACAAACUACAAGAGGUUUAAUUCCCAAGUUUCCCUCAAAAUACCAACCUCAGGAGACAGAGACCAUUGUUGAACUUUCUAAAACCAUUUAUAAUGAAAUUUUCAAAGAUGCUGAUGAUUUAUCUGAGAAUGAGUCCAAUAUGAGAAGUCUAGCUCAGUUGGAAGACCAUGCAGACACAAAAAAUGUGAGCAUCAACAAUCUAUCAAAUGGAGCUCUAUUAGAAGGACCUCAGCAAGAUGGACCUCAGUCAAGAGGGUCUCUGUCAGAUGGGCCAUUGCCAAGUGCACUGGACACAGUUGAGGACUGGGAUAAGGAGAUUGAAGAUUCCUUGGCUUACAAUCUUGUACUGGAAACGUUUAAGCAAAGGAGUUAUAACAAAGUUAAUUUUCAAAACCAACUGCAAAACUUGCUUUACUCCUAUCCUCCUGCAUCCCAAGCCUUCACCAAGACAGCAAACUAUGAAUCAGCUGUUUACUCAUUCCCUGCACCACAUCUGUGCAGUGAUCAGGUGUCUUGCUCCUUAGAUGCUGGGCAGUUUGAUGAUGCUGAUGAGGAGGUGCUUGCUAAAUUGUGAGUCUUGUUUAAGAUACAUCUUGUUUGAAGUUUUAGCCAAUAAUAAUCAUCAGUUAUGCUCUGAACCUCAGAGGUUUAGUAUCACAUUUGUUGUGUUACAUUUGUAAAUUUUAGAUGGAAUGAAUUAGCUAUUCCUUUUUU